AAAGAGUAAUCAAUAUUUGUUAGGCAUUACCCCACUCACCCGAGCCUCAGCUGCCACGUCCGGCGCCCAGCCUCGGAGCCGAGCCUCUCCAAAGAGUCAGAGCUGCGCACCCUCGAAAAACCACGGGAAAGAGAACAGAACAAAGCAAAGCAAGAGAGAGAAAAACGAACCCAUUUUAGAGAGAGAAAUCGGUGGAUUUCUAGAGAGAGAAGUUAGGGCGCGAUGGUUCAGAUCGCGAAGAGGAAGAAGGGACGGCCGUCGAAGGCGGAUCUGGCACGCCGCGCCGGCGAGUCUCCGGCGACUGCAUCGCAGCCCGAUCUCCGCCGAAGCCUCCGCCGCCGGAGCGUGAGGUACAACAUCAUCGACUACGACGACGAUUACCUCGACGACGAGGAGGAUGAGAGGAAACGCGAGAAGAAGAAGCUCAAGUUGAUGGCGAAGCUGAACCAGGGCGAAGAAGAAGAGGAGCGAGAAGAAAACGAGUCGGCACCGAGUCGCACUCGCGCCGAGUCGCGUGCGGACCACGCGCCACUAGAAGAAGAAGACGACGACGAUGAAAAUGAACAAGAGGAAGAUAAUGAAGACGCCGAAGAAGAGCACGAAGAAGACGAAGACGUUGUGGUAAAGGGCAGAAAAGUGGAUUCGGAAGGGCUCCACUCUGUUUCUGUUUCGGUUUCAGGAAUUCCUGCGAUUCCGCAAUCUGGGAUUCCGUUGCCUGAUAAGAGGACUCUGGAAUUGAUCCUUGACAAGCUUCAGAAGAAGGACACGUAUGGUGUGUUUGCAGAGCCUGUUGAUCCGGAAGAGCUUCCUGAUUAUCAUGAUGUGAUCGAGCAUCCCAUGGACUUUGCCACCGUGAGGAGGAAGUUGGCAAAUGGAUCUUAUCCUACCUUAGAACAAUUUGAGAGUGAUGUAUUUUUAAUUUGCUCAAAUGCAAUGCAGUACAAUGCACCAGAGACUAUAUACCACAAACAGGCACGAUCAAUACAAGAACUUGGGCGGAAAAAGUUUGACAAGUUAAGGAUUGAAUUUGAUCCCUCUCAGAUUGAGCUGAAAUCCGAACAAAAACCACGAUCUAAUUCUUUGGUUAAGAAGCAAGCAAGGAAGCCACUGGCACUGGCACGUGCCUCACAUGAACCUGUUGGCUCCGAUUUCUCAUCAGGGGCAACUCUUGCUACUAUUGGAGAUGUACAGCCGACUUCUCAUCCAAUGCAAGGUGGUAGCUAUGAGAGACCUGGAAACAUUGAUGGUAUUUUGGAGGGAAAUCCUUUCUGGAUUGAUGGAAAUCAAGAGAAAGCUGAAGAUGUUUUGUCAGGUAAGGGUCUGCCCUCUAAGUGGGGAAGGAAGUCAUUUGUGCUUGAUGAAAGUCGUCGUGCUUCUUACAAUAUGUCUAAUCAACCAUUUGCUAGAUCGGAUUCAAUAUUUAUGACUUUUGAGAGUGAAAUGAAGCAUCUGGUGACUGUUGGACUUCAUGCAGAACAUUCCUAUGCUAGGAGUUUGGCUCGUUUUAGUGCAUCUCUAGGACCUAUUGCUUGGAAAAUUGCUUCCCACAGGAUUCAGCACGCACUGCCAGCUGGCUGUAAAUAUGGUCGUGGUUGGGUUGGAGAGUAUGAACCGCUUCCAACCCCAAUAUUAAUGCUUGAUAAUAGUGUCCUAAAAGAAACCAGUUUGGUUCCAAAAUUGCAUUCUGGUACUAAAUUACAAAUUGACAAAAAUUGUAAUAAUGUGGAACCCAGCAUUAAACAUACUGAUAAAGGACAGAUGCUUGAGGGCAAACAAUCUUCGAUUUGUCCUGCCACUGGGCCUGAUUCCAAAGGAAAACCUUUGGUUGGUUCUGCUCGAGUAAGCCCUAAUGCUCUUGUCAACAUCCCAAAUCAGAAGCACAAUGUCCAGUCCAGGAAUUUACGCAAGACUGAGAAUGGGGCUUUGAAACAAGUGGAGUUGAAUUCCUUACCCUCAAGUAAUCAGAAUAACACUCUGAUUUCAAACUUUACAAAUAAUGCUCCUACAACGAAUUCUCCUUCAGCAGAGUCUAGGCCCAGAGAGAUGGUGCCAAGGAACAUGAAUACUUUGCCAUCUACACCUUUCAAGCAGCCAGAUACUAAUGUAGUUGGCAGUGGAGAGUUUCCUAAUGGAAAGGUCCCAAAUACAAAUUUGAAUAGACAGGUGAAUGGUCCAUCAUCUGAAAGUACAUCAACCCAAAUAAGCAGAGCAGCUCCUUUUGUUGCUCAUGGAAGUACAUCAACCCAAAUAAGCAGAGCAGCUCCUUUUGUUGCUCAUGGGCAGGGGCAGGGUCUUAGUGACCCAGUUCAGUCAAUGAGAAUGUUUGCUGAAAAGGCUCAAAAGCAACAGUCUUCUUCUGAUCAUUCCCUAGUUGAUAGUCUGCCAGUGACACCAUCAGGUCCAUCUGAACAGAGAGAUGACUCCGGCAAUGCUUCAGCAGCAGCUGCCCGUGCAUGGAUGUCUGUAGGUGCUGGAGGGUUGAAACAAGGAUCUGACAGUUCUAGUUCACCCAAAAAUCAGAUUUCUGCAGAUUCUUUGUACAACCCAACAAGAGAUUUCCAUCCACACAUUACACGAAUUCGGGGGGAGUUUCCUUCUGCUGCAAUGUCUUUCCAGCCAUUUCCAGCACUUGUCCCUCAACCUAUUCACACAGGCCCUCUUUCACAGUUUCCCAACCGGCAUAUGGUUUGCCCUCAAUUAGCAUCUGCUGACCAAUCUAGAAUUCAAAUGCAGUCCCCUUGGCGAGGUCUUAGUCCUCGUGGUCAAUCAAGGCAGAAACAGGAAACCCUUCCGCCUGACUUGAAUAUUGGUUUUCAAUCUCCAGGGUCACCUGCGAAACAAUCAUCUGGUGUCCUUGUUGACUCACAACAACCAGACCUAGCUUUGCAACUAUGAUGAGGUUUUGCUGCCCUUGGUGUGGAUAUUUCCACAUGAAUUGGACUGGUCCCUGAAGUUGCGGCUCCUGUUAUUGUUGAGUUUUGAUCCUAAAAGUCUUGCGUAAAUUUGAAAGGGACAGAAGUUUGCGUGUUGAUUGGGAUUUAGCACAAGGUUGUCCCCAACAAAAUGAGUUUGAUAGUGCAGGAGACGAUGGUGAAUUUGACAGAGAAUAACUUAACGACUUGACAUUAUUUCCAGACGAGUAUUACUGAUUCAAUGCAGCAUGUCUCUGAUUUUCUCCUAGAAUUGAAUCCGUAGAAAGUCUGCAUAUCUAUUGAUUAUAUCUGGAGCUGGCAAAAAAUAUUACUGAUGCCUUGUACAAUAUUUACAAAUUGAUGAGAUUCAGUUGCCUAGAUAUUUCGUUCAUUUGGUGUCUAAUGUAUCUGAAAACCAGUAGGGCAUCUCUUCUUAAUUAUGCUAUUAUUUUGUACAUGAGAUUACAUGUUACUAAUGGUAAUGGAAAACGUUGCUUACUUCCUUUUUCCUUAUUUAACUCUAUUAGGUUGCUCCAACAAACAAAUUUUGGUUAGUGCCUGUUCACCCUUUAUGAUAUUUUGAAGUCAUGCCUACAUGUCUCCAGUGCUUCUUUUCUAAAUUGACACUGACUACCUUGAUAUAUAUGUAAGUCGUGAUUAUGAUUUUCAAGAGGAUGAGGGCCAAUGGAAGUUGGUUCACCUAUUUGAUCUUCCAUUCCA
Abrus precatorius (Indian licorice) is the source of this 3632-nucleotide messenger RNA. RefSeq lists its product as uncharacterized. Gene Ontology annotation, molecular function: protein binding. The coding region runs from base 223 to 2895 and encodes 890 amino acids. NCBI's taxonomy places the organism in Eukaryota, Viridiplantae, Streptophyta, Magnoliopsida, Fabales, Fabaceae. The record is from RefSeq and is a predicted model, not a curated record. The transcript has 9 exons.